ACUCCUCUCAAAUCGUUUACCUGUCGCUUGCUCCUGCAGUUGUGGUCUCAGUUACAGCAAGGAAUGCUAGGCAGGUGCUGCAAUUGGAUCCAUUUUUAGCUGACAAACAUGAAACUGUACUCAGUUACCAUGAUACCCUUGGUUUCUUUCCUGGCCGCUCUGCGCUUGCUCACCGACGCUCAAUCCUGCAAUAAUGGCUUAGGUAAAUACGCCUUUGAACUCGUCAUGAACUACCGAAUGGGCGGAAACAACGGAUUCGGAGUGUCAAAAGGCGAAGUGGUCACACUGGUCGACAAUCCCCUGAGAGUUCUCCAGACCUGCAAACAGCGAUGCGAAGACGACCCUAAAUGCCUUUCUUUUGACUUCACGCCCGGACAAAGAAUCGAAAACAAUGCAGGACAUCCAGCUGCUGCCAACGGCCAAAUGGGCAACAACCAACAACACGUGGAACCUGAGUACAAGGAAUCCAUCUGCCAUAUGUACCACGACAGGGCCUCUCCAGAUGGCGGAGAUGUUUUGGUCAGACAGCUCAAUACUUUCCACUUCAACAAAGUUUGCUUCUCAUCUUCCAGACUCAAUAGCGAAUGUCCGAACCGCCUCUACGUGAUCAAAAGAACCCCAGGACACUGCUUCGAAAGCCAUACUGAUCAAGAAGUUUUUGCCACCAACCGCACCGAAUGCGAAGAAAAAUGCAUCAAUGACCCCGAAUGUCUAUCUGCCUGCUUCGACAGAGGUGGCCAGAAAUGUCGUCUCAGCAGAAACACGAAAGCAAUGAACCCUAAUGGCUUUAUUAGUGACUCCAACAGCGAUUAUGUCGAAAAUAUGUGCCUUUCAGAAUCUCAAGCUUGUCCCAACCGAGCCCACAUCAUGGAAUCAGGUAAAAGACCCAAUGGCGCCAUGGAAUUGGAAACCAUUUACACCCAGCACUUCCAGAGCUGUUCAGACAUAUGCGCCCAGAGCCUAGAGACCAGAGGAUACCUCUGUACUGCCUUCUACCAUGAGGAAGACUCUUGGCUUUGUACAACUUACAUGUACUACCCAGAUGCUUCAGAUGCCAACGAUAUGUCCGCCACACACGAAACUGUCACCUUAAUACCAAGCCAAGGAGAUUUCUACAGAAUACUGUGCGGAAAUGCCGAUCGAGACGCCUACAUCAACAACGCCACUGUCGAAUGCUUCCGCAGGAAACGAUUGGAUGUCGCCCACCAAGUUGAAGUGAAAGUAUAUUCAUUCCAAGAAUGCCUUGAUGAAUGCAUGAGGCGUUAUAACCGUGACUGCCAGUCUGUUGAAUACAGUUCGCGAUUUCAGUCUUGCAGAUUUAGCAGCCAGUCUAGCGGAUCGAACAAGCCCAACUUGGUAGAUGAUGAGUCUUACGACUAUUACGAAUUCAAAUGGAUCAGAGGAAGUGGAAACCGCGGGCACAGUUUCAUCCAUAGACCUGGUUACGGAUCCCCAGCAGGUGGUUCCAGCGGAUAUGGACCUUCAAGAUGGGGACUCGGUGGUCCAGUUGUUCCACCAAGCGGCGGAAGCACUUCUAUUUCUCAGUCAUGGCCUUCUGGUCCAUGGAGUGGUCAAGGUUGGGGACAAAAUAGCCCUCAUGGAUCUGUCAACUAUCCUGCGUAUCCACCUGCUCUUCCACCAGCUCAACCCUGGGGUUCAGGCAAUGCUCAUAGUUGGAGUCAAGCUGGAGGUUAUCCACCUGUCGCUCCACCCCAAAAUCCUCACUCAGCUCCCGGGGGAUUUCCAGGAGGUUAUCCAGGUUAUCCGCAAUCUAACCCUUUCAACGGCAAUGGAAUCUUCCCACCAGCAGGAAUGCCCCAGCAACCCUUUCCCAACAAUAAUUACGAACUGUGCAAACCAGGAUCCUUGUUUAAUGGCGGUGUGUUCCGAAGAGUUGGAUAUGGAACUAGAUUGAGAAGCUUCUAUGUCAGGCGAGUGGUCAGAACAGAACGGGAAGAAGACUGUGAAAAGGCUUGCUUAGAGGAAAGAGAAUUCAUCUGCUUGUCAUUCAAUUACAGAAAUGUGAUCCCCGAUAAUUGCGAGCUCAGUGACCAAGACACCAGACACCUGCAAUUGAACAAUCCCGGUCACUUUGAGCAAGAUUCUCAGUUCGAUUUCUAUGAAAGAGACGCACAAGCUGCCAAUGGAAUUCCCGGCGCCAGCGCACCCAACUGUAUUGAUGUGAGCCAGUCUUGCAGUCCCGAUGGUAUUGAAUUCACGAUGAAGACCCCAGAAGGCUUCUACGGACGAAUCUACACAUACGGUUUCUACGAUUCGUGCUUCUACGAUGGAAAUGGCGGUACCACCAGUGUGCUCAGAAUCUCGAGGGCCAAUGGAUUUCCCCGAUGUGGAACACAACAGUACGGAGACGUGAUGACAAACAUCGUGGUCGUCCAGUUCAAUGACAACGUCCAAACAUCAAGAGAUAAGAAAUAUAACCUUACGUGCUAUAUGUCAGGCCCCGGUGAAACCGUAGUAACAUCCAGCUACAUGGACACCAGGACAGACGGUCGUUACCCAACCCAAAUCGAACAUCUACCAGCCCAGAACAUGCUCACAUCAAACAUCGUUCUACGAGUUCUGUAUAGAGGCGCACCAACGAAUACCAUUGCGGUUGGAGAUUUGCUCACUUUCAGACUUGAAGCCAGAGGACACUAUCACUAUGAAUACUUCAGUGACAUAUUCGCCACCAACGUCAUAGCCAAGGAUCCAUACUCAGGAAGACAGGUUCACCUAAUUGACAAUAGAGGCUGCCCAGUCGAUCUAUACGUCUUCCCAGAGCUGCAAAAGACACCAGAUGGCGCUUUGCAAGCCGACUUCUAUGCUUUCAAAAUUCCCGAUUCAAACCUUCUGGUAUUCCAAGCCACCGUCAGGACUUGCAGGGGACCUUGCGAACCAGUUAUCUGCAGCGAUAGAGGUCGACCAGGUUCCUUCCCAUCUUGGGGCCGCAAGAAACGUUUUGCACCAAACGAAACAGCUGCCAUUUUCGCAGACGACAACAGUAAUGAUAUACCUGUUGGCAACGGAACAGAUGAAGCUGAAGUGGUCCACGAUUUACUCAAGGUCUACCUUUCCAGAUCAGACAUGCCCCCCGAAGCUGCAGCAGUGACAAAGACCAGCACCGUGUGUGUCGCUCAAGCUGGAUAUUACACCUUGGUCAUCUUAUCCAUCGUCCUUGUGUGUGCGAUAGUUGUUGUAGCAGCUGCAGCCAUGUACUUUUUCAAGAAAUCCAAAUUAGCAGCAAAAGCAGCCGGCAUGAGUGGGCCUCCUCCCGGAUUGACCAACCUCUACAUCGGCCACCAGUACCCAGGACACAAGAUCGAUGACCCCAGUGAGCCUAUCUACACAGACCCAUCGCUCUUCGAAAGGUCUAGGAGUAAUAGAAAUGUGGCCAACGCAGGAAAGACCACCUGCAACGAGUUCAACUGAAAAAGCCCGCGAUUAACCCUCCUCCAAACAUAACUUUGUGUCAAGCUCUCUGCUAGGGAAACUAUCCGCUCUCAAAAAAAGAAAAAAUCAAAGACGCUCCCAGAAACUCUUCCAGGUACCGCAGUGCGGUCCUGUGCGUCUUUUUUAACGGGGACUUUAACGGUUACUAAUGAUCUCCUUGCCUCCACCAUUGUACAUAACAAUGCAUACCUGAAAAUAUGUCUGUGUGGUGUUAGAUAACGUCUCAAAUAAAGUUGUUGCU
Argiope bruennichi is the source of this 3691-nucleotide messenger RNA. RefSeq lists its product as uncharacterized. NCBI's taxonomy places the organism in Eukaryota, Metazoa, Arthropoda, Arachnida, Araneae, Araneidae. Bases 109 to 3429 code for a protein of 1106 amino acids. The transcript has 16 exons. The record is from RefSeq and is a predicted model, not a curated record.